Messenger RNA from Homalodisca vitripennis (glassy-winged sharpshooter), 5498 nucleotides. Its product is annotated as organic cation transporter protein. The record is from RefSeq and is a predicted model, not a curated record. Lineage: Eukaryota; Metazoa; Arthropoda; Insecta; Hemiptera; Cicadellidae. Gene Ontology annotation, cellular component: membrane. The transcript has 10 exons. Gene Ontology annotation, molecular function: transmembrane transporter activity. Gene Ontology annotation, biological process: transmembrane transport. The coding region runs from base 78 to 1898 and encodes 606 amino acids.
AGUGAGUGGAGCACGAUCACCACGGCCGCGUCAGUCAACUGCAGUUCCCUACUCACCGCUCCUCUAGUCACUACAGAAUGGCCGUAGACCAUCACACCCCGCCUGCCGCGGCCGACAAGUCUGACGUCACUCGAGACAAGGGUGAGAUGGACUUUGAUGACAUUCUUCCCCACAUAGGAGAGUUCGGACUCUACCAGAAGCUCCUGUUCUUGAUGAUGAUCCCCUUCGCGUUCUUUGUGUCUUUCGUGUAUUUCGCUCAGAUCUUCAUCACCCUGGUACCCGAGAGCCACUGGUGCCGCGUGCCCGAGCUGGACCAUCUUCCUCUCCACCAACAACUGGCACUGUCAGUGCCCAAGAAUCUAGAAGGCGGUUAUGACCAGUGCUCAGUGUACGAUGUGGACUGGACCCGGGUACUCAGCGAGGGUGUGCAGCAGGCAGAUCCUAGCUGGCCUGUCAAGCCCUGUGACAGUGGCUGGCAUUACAACUCUACUGAAAUACCAUACUCUACCAUUUCCACUGAGCUGGAUUGGGUGUGUGACCAGAAGGCUUUGCCCACGAUUGCACAGUCGAUUUUCUUCUGUGGCGCCAUAGUAGGAGGCCUCAUCUUCGGCUGGAUGGCAGAUCGGUAUGGCCGCAUCCCUGCACUUGUCGGUACCAAUCUUACAGGUCUCUUGGCAGGCAUCCUCACCGCCUUCUCUACUUCUUUCUGGCAGUUCUCUAUCUGCAGAUUCUUUGUUGGCUUUGCUUUUGACAACUGCUUCACUAUGAUGUAUAUACUCGUUCUGGAAUACGUAGGGCCAAAGUGGCGUACGUUUGUAGCCAACAUGAGUAUUGCUAUCUUCUUCACUCUGGCAUCGUGUCUCUUGCCAUGGAUCUCUCUAUGGGUAGGAGACUGGAGGUGGCUCUGUGUUGUGACUGCCGCACCUCUCGCCCUCGCCAUUGUCACACCCUUCUUUGUUCCAGAAAGUGCCAGGUGGCUGGUUUCCCAAGGCAAAUUCGAUAAGGCCAUAACAAUUUUGAAAAAAUUUGAGCGCAUCAACAAGACUAAAGUUCCUGAAAAUAUCUACAGUGAAUUUCAGAAGAGCUGUAUGGCUGUUCAAAAGGAAGAGGAAGCCGGCAAGAAAUACUCUGUUCUGGACCUGUUCUGCAGCCCAAGGCUACGAAAUGUCACAAUCCUUCUAAUUGUUAUCUGGAUGGCCAUCUCACUGGUGUUUGACGGACACGUGCGGAACGUCGGCUCAUUGGGUCUGGAUGUGUUCCUAACCUUCACCCUAGCCUCUGCCACAGAACUGCCUGCUGACACGUUUCUCACAGUUGUGCUAGACCGUUGGGGUCGGCGCUGGCUGGCCUGUGGCUCCAUGGUAUGCAGCGGUAUCUUCAGUCUCCUAGCCACUGCCGUGCCUAUUGGAGUUCCAUCUGCAUCACUUGCCAUCAUGGGGAGGUUCAGCGUGAACAUCUCGUACAACAUCGGGCUGCAGUACGCUGCAGAAUUGCUGCCAACCGUAGUCCGAGCGCAGGGUGUGGCACUCAUACACAUCAUGGGCUAUGUGGCCAGCAUUCUGGCACCUUUCGUUGUCUAUCUGGCAUAUGUGAGUCCUCAGCUGCCACUAUUAGUACUGGGAGUACUUGGCAUAGUGGGCGGAGUGUUGGCAUUGUUCCUACCCGAGACCAUGGACCAGGAGUUACCUCAAACCAUGGCUGAUGGUGAGAACUUCGGCAAGGACCAGAAGUUCUUCGAUAUCCCAUGUGACAAGCGAAACAAAGUUUCAAACUUCCAGAGGAGAACUCCGAAUAAAUCUUCAAUCAGAGCCUCGGUCCGAGGAGAACAGUACAGAUCAACUCUGAUCAACAGAUCCAUCAGACGUCCACACACAGUUCCCACAAUACCAGAGGCAUAGUGCAACUCACUAUGACUCUUGUAGUAAGUUACCAGUGAUAUAAUUAGAAGAAUACUUUGUAAAUCUGAUUUAACACUAUUUACAAAUCAGAUUUUUUAAUUUUUUUAUUACCACCAUCAAUUUGUAUUUUUAAGAUUGUUUUAAAUCUAUAGGUUACAUUAGACAAAAUAGUAUUUAUUACAGAAGCAUUAAUUGCUUAAUAUGCAUUAUUUAUUUAGAUUAAGUAAGACUAUUGUAACCUAAGAGAUUUUUAGUAAAUAACAUGUAUAUACUCAGGCUGUUAUUUUGAUAUAAGUUGAUGUUAGGCGUAGGCUAUAUUAAUAUCUAUCAUGUUGUUUAAUAAAAUACUGUAUUAAACAUAUUAACCUAUUUUCUUUUGAAUACAUUACUUGUUAAGAAAUUGUUAUUAAUUACAAAAUAUACAGGGUACCUCAUCUGCACAUUAUUUAGCUUGUUUUUCUUAAUUAUAUAUUUUUUACAUAAUUUAAAUAAUUAAAAAUGAAAGAUUUUCACUGAUAGUUGUUAAAGUUUUUAUAUUAUUCAUUUACUAAUUACUUUUUUAACACAAGAAGAAAAAUCUUCCUUCAGCUUAACUAUAAUUAAUUUGUUUCUAUUUGGAUAAUAAUCUGUCAGCUACCACUGCAUUGAUCACUUAUUAGUUUUCAAUUAUGCUUUCUGUUCACAUAUUGUACAGUGUUAUACAGAGUUAUUUUCUGUAUUUUAGUUCAUUAUCUCUUGAUGAAUUAAAAUAUGUCUAUUUAGUCAUACAAUUACAAUGAAAUUGGCUAUGUAACCCGAGUUGUAUAUAUGUUACCAACAUCACAUUUUUACUACUGAGUGUCAAAGUAACGUCAGAACGCCUUGAAAAUAACAUUAGCUAAAGUCAAAUGAUGGGAGAUUUUUCUUCAGGUUCUUGUAAAUAAUGUAAAUUUGUCUAGCCAUAGCUAAGACACCUUGAUAUUCUUUAACCUGAAUGAAUAUCCUCCUUUAAUCAUAUAUCUGCUGUAUGUACUUAUUAAAAUCAAAAUAUUUAUUCUCCAACCUGUGUUUUCAAACUAUGGUGUGAUACACAUAACACAGCUAUGGUGGGAAGGGUUGAUUCAAUAUGCAUGUUAAGUUUAGCUCCAGUUCAUCUUCCUCUUACUUGCACCAUCUGAAAUUUGAUCCUGUCACAGACUUGAUUCCUGAAAUCUGGAGUCAUGUUUGUUUGUUCGUCUGAAGGGAUACAAAAACUGUCGGUGAAAAGAAGAACAAAGGAACUCAAAAUGAACUCUUUGCAUCGUUUCGACAUCAGAGACACCUAGACUACAGAAUUUAGUGAAAUCUAGGUGAAGAGGCAUAUUCUCAUUGACUCAUCAGAUGCACAAAGACUCAAUUACUCUACCAUAUUUUGUGAUCGUGUCAGCAAGGCCGUACCCAGCUUUGGCGGGCCCCAUCACACAGCUUCCCCACACCCCAAUCACUGUUAUCCCAUUGACAUCUUAUUAUUUUGUAAUGAUAGUAAGAUUAACAUAUAUAUGUUGCUAAAAAUUAUUAUGGAAAAAUCUUACUAAUCAAACCAUUUUAAGCAUUGUUAUAAAUUACUUCAGUGAACCCAAAACAUGUAUAAUAAUUAGUCUAUUAGGUGUCCAACUAAAAUUAAUUUGAGAUAUUAAUGAUUUUGAGAAAUAUCUUUAAAGUACCUCAAAAUUUCAGUUAUGAUUCAUCGGGUCAGAGCUAACGCGUGUUAAGGUUUUUUAUCGCAGGAACUAUUGUUGACUUUUUUGCUUGAAUGCAUGAUGUAAAUAAACACGAUUGAGAUUGUUAAAUCAAAAGUAAGAUUAUUAUUUUAAAAGUAAUUGUCACAGCUUCUUGGAAAUUGUAAUGAACAAUAUAACAAAUUUAGCCUAUAAUAGUGUUUCAGUUAUUAGAUUGAGCUAUCUCGUCCGUUGAUACUGUCCAUUCAAAUAGAUGUGUGGCGGGGCCCUGGUCUGAGUACGGACCUGCAUGUCAGUAACACUGUAGUGCACUCAAUUGUGCACCUGAUAAGACAAUGAGAAUGCCUCUUCACCUAGAUUGCACUACAUUCUGUAGCCUAGGUGUUUCUGAUGUCGAAACGAUGCAAAGAGUUCGUUUUGAGUUUCUUCGUUAUUUGUCACCCAUUAUUUUUGGAUCCCUUUAGACAAGCAUGACUCCAGAUUUCAGGAGUCAAGGCUGUGACAGUAUCAGAUUUCAGAUUGCUAAAGGUAAGAGGAAAGUGAAUUGGAGCUGAACUCAACAUUCAUAUGGUGUGAUAGUUGAUCUCGUAGAUUAUGUGAUAAUUAAGAAGUUUCCUAACUACUGAAUUAACAAUUAAUUAUUGAUAGUGCCAAAACCAAAUUCGAUUUCACCUUAGAUUGAUUAGACAUAUACAGCUGGGUCAUUAAAAAUCCUUGUGAAAAGACGAGAUUAAAUGUAUUCUAAUUUUAAAAAUGAGUACUAUUAUACAAGUGGCCACUCUGAUUUCAUUACUGCAUGGUUUUUAGUAAUUUUAUAAUAAUUUUGUAUAAAAACAAAUAGAUUACAAAGAAUGCUGAUGAAUUUGUGAACAUGUUUUUCCUCGUUCUACCUGAAUGGUGCUCUUAACCCCGCAUAAAAACUUUCUUGGUAUAAUAUGUUAAUAGUAAGAGACUUCUAAAAGUGUUUGAAAAUUAAAAUAUUUUAAUUAUUGAAAACCAUCUAAAAUUUCCCUAAGAAAGAAAUCAAUUCUCAGUCGCCUAGUGUAGGUGGGAGAACAGGAAGCUAUUCAAAGAGUUAAACAUUUCCAAUGAUAAUCCUUUACAAAUAGUUUUUAUUUAGACUCACUUAAUACAUAAUAAUAUUAACUAUUUGUCUGAAAAUAGUGACAAUGUGUCUAUUUAGAUAAAUAGACUAUUUAUUUUUUGUAUUCUGGUUUGGUAUCUUUUGAUGAAUAAAUAAGUGUCUAUUUAGUCAUACAAUUACAAUUAAAUUGGCUAUGUAACCCAAAUUGUAUAUUGCCAAAUUGCCAACAUUUUUGUAUAUAACCAACAUGAUAAAUUACUUCUAUCAAGAUUUUUGGUUGAUAGUUACUAUUUUUUAAAUACCUGUUGGUUGGUAUGAAAUGUAUAAAGCUAAUGAAAAUAAUAUGAUCUGAGAAAAAGAUUAUUUGAUAUUGGUAACCAUUUUGAUUUAAAUUUAAAUUAGCAUGGUCAACAAUCAAUUUCUUUCUAAAUAGAAAUUCCUUUAUUUCCUCUAUUAAUUUCAUGUAUUUAUGAGGUUUUUACUACAAAGUGCAAGUUAGCUCUCAGCUCCUACAAUAAUAUAAUGGUAACUACAACACAAUAAUGAAAUUGAGCUGAAUAUUUGUUUACUUAUAUCAAUCAUACUACAGUUAUUACUAUUUUAAUAAAAUAUUAGACUUAGGCAAAUUAAGUGCAAGAACUGAUAAGAACUUUAUAUAGGCUGUAUGUGUAUGAUACCGAACAUGAUACUUGCAUGUUGGAAUCAACCUUUUGUUACUUGAUUAUAAUUAUUUAUUAUUAUUUAUUUAUAUAAGACUAUUUUUUCUGGACAUUAUUUUGUAAUUGAAUAUACAUUCAUCAAAUAAAAAUUAUAAACAUA